Sorex araneus (European shrew) is the source of this 897-nucleotide messenger RNA. It is a transcript of the gene VMA22, whose product is annotated as coiled-coil domain containing 115. Gene Ontology annotation, biological process: vacuolar proton-transporting V-type ATPase complex assembly. Lineage: Eukaryota; Metazoa; Chordata; Mammalia; Eulipotyphla; Soricidae. The transcript is spliced from 5 exons. The coding region runs from base 17 to 589 and encodes 190 amino acids. Gene Ontology annotation, cellular component: extrinsic component of endoplasmic reticulum membrane. The record is from RefSeq and is a predicted model, not a curated record.
GCGUGAGAAGACGGCCAUGGCGGAGGCGCGGGGGCUGCGGGAGGCGAUGGAUGCGCUGCUCCUGCAGCUCUUCCGGGACCUGGAGGACCUGGAGGCUAAGCGCGGGGCGCUGAACGCCCGGGUGGAGGAGGGCUGGUUCUCGCUGUCCAAGGCCCGCUACGCCAUGGGCGCCAAGGCCGUGGGGCCGCUGCAGUACGCGGCGCGCAUGGAGCCGCAGGUCCGCGUGUCCACCUGCGAGGCCCAGGACGGACUGCACAAGUUCUGGGUGGUGAAAGCGAGCUCGCAGACCCCCGAGGAGGUGGGGCCCCGCGACGCCGCGCUACGUAGGCGAAAAGGGGUCAGCAGUGCUCCGGAGCCACCAUCCUCCCCAGCCCCCCAAGACCCUCUAAACUGGUUUGGAAUCCUGGUUCCUCACAGUCUGCGGCUGGCCCAAGCCAGCUUCCGGGAGGGCCUGCAGCUAGCCGCGGACAUGGCCAGCCUUCAGACCCGCAUUGACCGGGGUCAGAGCCAGCUCCGGGAACUCCAGGAAAAACUCAGGCAUCAGGAACUCAGGGCUGCACAGCCCGAGACUGCGGCAGCAGGGCAGUGACCGCUGUCCUUCACAGGACACCCAUCUCAGUGACCACUGCCCUUCCACAUGACCCCCCCCCUUGUCUCAGUGACACGGCUGUCCUUCCACAUGACCCCUGUCUCAGUGAGUUAUUCUCCCGUGUGACUCCCCCCCCUUGGUGACACGGCUGUCCUUCCACGUGGACCCCAUGUCUGUAACAUGCCACAUGACCCGUCUCAGACGUCUUUCAUAUAUUGUCAUAUCCCCAUCCCAUCUAAAUCUCUAAUGUUUCUUUUGUCUACACCUGUUCAACUUUGUUGAAUAAACUUGAAAAGUUUAAAGACCAA